Molecule: messenger RNA, 1581 nt
Organism: Antechinus flavipes (yellow-footed antechinus)
Lineage: Eukaryota; Metazoa; Chordata; Mammalia; Dasyuromorphia; Dasyuridae
Gene: FKBP14
Product: FKBP prolyl isomerase 14
Exons: 4
Coding region: 243-878 (211 amino acids)
Molecular function (GO): peptidyl-prolyl cis-trans isomerase activity; calcium ion binding
Source: RefSeq, a predicted model, not a curated record
AGCGCUGCUGAAUUUAACCCUAAGAUCCCCGCUGUUCUGCAGAGGGGUUUGCGGGGAGCACUUGUGCCACGUCUACUAGGACCGGGAGCCAUGAACUUGGCCGGGCGCAGACCCUCCCUCAGCCCUUAAACGACAUCCUCGUAGUCAAAGCAGGCGUUGAUUUCAUGUAGUCAGGAGGCGCCCCCCGCCCCCGCCCCCGCGCGGUUCGCUUUGGAAGGCCGGGUGCUGCUGGCCGGGCCACCAUGAGACCGGUCCUGUGGUCAGCCCUCCUGGCCCCCCUGCUGGCCCUGGCCCGGGGGGCGCUGAUCCCGGAGCCCGAGGUGAAGAUCGAGGUGCUCCAGAAGCCUUUCAUCUGCCACCGGAAGACCAAAGGCGGCGACAUGAUGCUGGUCCAUUACGAAGGCUACUUAGAGAGAGACGGGACCUUGUUCCACUCCACCCACAAACAUAACAAUGGCCAGCCCAUCUGGUUCACACUUGGCAUCCUGGAGGCUCUCAAAGGUUGGGACCGAGGUCUGAAGGGCAUGUGUGUGGGGGAGAAAAGGAAGCUCACCAUCCCCCCUGCCCUUGGCUAUGGAAAAGAAGGGAAAGGUAAAAUUCCCCCUGAGAGCACACUGAUAUUCAACAUCGAUCUCCUGGAAAUUCGAAAUGGACCGAGGUCCCAUGAGUCAUUCCAAGAGAUGGAUCUUGAUGAUGACUGGAAACUGUCUAAGCAAGAGGUUAAAGUCUAUUUGAAGAAGGAGUUUGAAAAGCAUGGGGCAGUGGUCAACGAGAGUCACCACGAUGACCUGGUAGAAGACAUCUUUGACAAAGAAGAUGAAGAUAAAGACGGGUUUAUAUCUGCCAGAGAGUUUACCUACAAGCACGAUGAGCUAUGAACACCCCCCGCAGGGCACGGCCCAUGGUGGGUUGAGUUUUUGAGCCUUAUUUUCUAACUAUGUUGAUUCUGGCUUCAAAUUGAUAUUUAUUCAUAGGAAAGAAGUGAUUGUCUCCUGCUGUGGGUCUUUGACUCUUACAAGAAAUCACUGGAGAGGGGCUGCUGACGGCCCCUUCUCCCUAAUGAGCUGUGAACCCAUUUUGCUGAUGAGGACGCGGACAUUCUUAGAGGGACACCUUUUGUCGGAGGUCACCUGGGGCCUCUGAAUCCGACUCCCGGGUUUCCCAACACACCCUGACCCCUCGUAUGUGAGCCUCUCAUUCUCACCCCUGCAGCCUGACAUUUAACUAGCUUGCUCAUAAUUUUAAAAUACGGCGGCUGUAAACACGCAUCAGCAUCAGACUUAAUUAAAUCACAAAUCACACCCUUGGCUUUCUCCCACCCACCAUUUUCUAGAAGUGAAAUGCAUUCUAUUAGGAAAAGCCAAGCCUGUCAGAUUUUUUUUGGCUUUUGAAUUGUCUGUGUGAAGGACUGAAAAAAAUGUUUAUUCAGAUUUGUUUGUUCCAAAUGUUGCUUUAUUUUAAAAAAUGUGAGUGGCUAAAAUGGUACAGAAUUUUUAAAAAUGUGCACUGUAAUACUCAAAAAGACAUUUAUUAAAUGCCUACUGUGUACCUGGCACUGAGGAUAAGAGAAAAAGAAAACAA